AGCAGCUGAUUUUGUGAGAGAUAAUUUUUAUGUGGAUGAUGGUUUACAGUCUCUCGAAACUGUUAAUGAAGCUAAGUUGCUCAUUAAAAAUAGUACUUCUCUGUGUGCCAAAGCAGGUCUAAAGUUGCAUAAAUUUGUGUCGAAUCGGAGAGAAGUCCUAGAAUCUAUUCCUGAAUGUGAUCGGGCUAGUAGUGUAAAAACAAUUGAUUUGAAUAAUGAUCCACUUCCAAUUGAGAGAGUUCUAGGUAUGCUGUGGGAUGUGAAUGAUGAUGUUUUUCGCUAUCAUUUGCAAUUGAAAAAUCAACCACGAACCAGAAGAGGAUUUCUAUCAAUUGUGAGUUCUAUAUUUGAUCCAAUGGGAUUUCUGUCACCUGUGAUAUUGGAAGAUGCAUGUCAGUCUGGUUAUGGUCAAUGUUCAUAUGUCAGAUUGGUGAAUGAAAAUGGAGAUUCACACUGCACCUUGCUCAUGGGGAAAUCUCGUGUUGCUCCGUUGAAGCAAAUUUCCAUUCCAAGGAUGGAAUUGACAGCAGCUACAAUUUCUGCACGAAUGAGCAGAUAUUUACGGGAAGAACUAAGGUAUGAAAAUAUUAAGGAAUAUUUUUGGGUUGAUAGUAUGGUGGUGCUGGGUUAUGUGAACAAUCCAGUGAAAAGAUUUCAUGUAUUUGUUGCAAAUAGGAUACAACAAAUUCUUGAUGUGUCUGAUGUUAGUACAUGGUUACAUGUUGAAUCUAAUCAAAACCCAAGUGAUUUGGCAAGUCGUGGUAUAUCAGUAAAAAAGUUAAUUGCUGAUUCAAAAUGGUGGAAUGGUCCUGAGUUUUUGCAAUGUAAAGGAGCUUAUGAACCACCAGAAGUUUCCUAUGUACCAAAUAAUAAAACAGAUGCCUUGUUGAAACAUGAAAUGAAAAAGGCAACAGCGUUCAUAACAGUUGAAAAAGAAAAUACUGUUGGGUAUAAUUUUGAUAUUGAUAGACUGGACAUAUUUUCUUCUUGGUUCAAAGCCAAGCGAGCUGUGGCCAACUGUAUUCGAUUUUGUCACAAGCUGAGAAAAGUUGAUUGUGCGAAUAAUUUGGGAGUCGAAAAUUUGUCGAUUUCAGAGAAAGUAAUUAUCAGAUGUUUACAGCAAAUUCAUUUUUCAGAGGAAAUAGAGCAGCUGCAAAGUUGUGCAGUUUCUGGUGCAAUUUUGGAUCGAGCCAAAAUUAAAAUUCGAAACAAACUUAGACGAAGUUCAAUUUACAAAUUGGAUCCAUAUAUCGAUGAAGAUGGACUAAUUCGUGUAGGUGGUAGGGAGAGCAAAUAUGCCCAUGGAUUAUAAGCAUCCAUUGCUUUUGCCAAGACAUUCUCAUGUUACUAAUUUGAUUAUUCGUCAUUUUCAUAUGAAAGUUCAUCAUAUGGGACGCGGAAUGACACUGAAUGAGAUACGUCAAAAUGAGUAUUGGAUUGUUGGAGGCACCUCAGCUGUGUCACAAUUUAUAACUUCAUGUGUUGCAUGCAGACGUAUCCGAAGACCUCUUGAGGUUCAAAGGAUGAGCGAUCUUCCAGAGGAUCGUGUGAAUGAAGCAGCCUUGUUUGAUUAUUCAGCUGUUGAUAUUUUCGGCCCUUUUGAAAUAAAGGAGCGUAGAUCUAUUUUUAAGAGAUAUGGUAUAAUAUUCACUUGUUUAUCUUCCAGAGCAGUUCAUUUAGAGUCUGCAAAUUCAUUAGAUACAGAUUCAUUUCUCAAUGCCUUGAGGAGAUUCCUAGCAAGACGAGGAACAAUUAAGCAGUUGAGAGCAGAUUGUGGAACAAAUUUUAUUGCAGGAAGAAACGAAU
This is a messenger RNA of Styela clava, 1806 nucleotides long. The record is from RefSeq and is a predicted model, not a curated record. NCBI's taxonomy places the organism in Eukaryota, Metazoa, Chordata, Ascidiacea, Stolidobranchia, Styelidae.